Messenger RNA from Cetraspora pellucida, 343 nucleotides. Lineage: Eukaryota; Fungi; Glomeromycota; Glomeromycetes; Diversisporales; Gigasporaceae. The record is from the annotation of a GenBank genome assembly.
AAGUGAUUAUACAAUAAAAAAUCCAACUCAUAUUGGAUUUUUAAAUAUAUAUAAAACAUAUUCAGAAUAUGAAAAAGCCAAAUUUUCAUUAUAUAAAAUUCCCAAAACUACUAUUUUAUUAAAUUUUAAUGAAGUUUUAUUAUAUGAUGAAUACAUCAACAAAAUUAAUAUAGAUGAAAAGGAUAAAUAUAUACGAGAAAAAUUUUUAAAAUUAAAAGAUUGUGAUAUUCCAAAAUUCCUUAUUCAUGAAGAUUUUUAUAAACGUUAUUCUUUUCUUUCUAAUGAAGAAAAAAAUAUUUAUUAUUCAGAAUUUCAAAAACAUCAUGAUAGAAUUUUAAUUUAA